AUGACGACUGAACCACAGCAGCAGUCGCCGACCAUGGCGACGAGCUCGUCCCCUUCCACCUUUGAAGCGACUCACGCCAUGCGAUCCGCGUCUACCUCAUCCACUCCUCUCCCUGCGGCAGCUGCAUCGCCCUUGGAGCCCGUCGCUAGCGACUCUGAUGCUUUGUCGGGCAGCAAGACAGCCUUUGUCUCGGGCGACAACUUCUUUUCGUGGCGCGACAUCACCUACGAUGUGCUCCUCUCCAAAGCUCGACGCAAAGAGAUCAAGAAGCAGGGCAAAGAUGCUUCCUCUCCGUCUUCCCCACCGCAAGAGAAGGCCUCUCAGGCAGAAAAGGGCUCGGCAAGUCCCACAGACACUCUCGAUGAAGAGAAGCUGGAAGAAUUCAACGAAACUUUCCCACACCUUCCUCCUCUGGACCCGAUGAGGCGACGUGUGCUCAACGGCGUGAGUGGGCACGUGAAGCGAGGCGAGAUGGUCGCCAUCCUCGGUGCUUCCGGCGCCGGCAAGACAUCUCUCCUCUCCACGCUGUCAGCUCGUCUCGACAAGUCGUCCGAUAUCGCCGGCGAGGUGCUCUUCCAAGGCAAGCAGCGUAAUCCAGCCACGUGGAAGCGCUUGACCGGCUUCGUCGAGCAGGAUGAUCUCAUGUUCUCCGCUCUCACUGUCCAGGAGACGCUACAGUACUCGGCCGAUCUGCGUCUGCCGAAGCGACUCUAUAACAAGCAGGAACGUAAGCAGCGCGUCGAAGACAGCAUCGCCAUGCUUCGUCUCGAGAAGUGUAGGGACACGCGCAUCGGCGGAACCGGCCAACGAGGUGUCUCAGGCGGUGAACGCAAGCGUGUGGCCGUCGGAACAGAGCUCGUUGCGGACGUCAGUGUGCUUCUCCUGGACGAGCCAACAUCCGGUCUAGAUGCAUUCGCAGCACUCAACCUGGUUAAGAACCUCAAGGAAAUUACGCGGGAGCGCGAUCUCUAUACGCUCAUGACGAUCCACCAACCCUCGUGGAACAUCUUCAAGCACUUUGACAAGGUGAUCCUGCUCACCCGGGGUCAGAUCUACUACUCUGGUCCGCCGGCGCUCGCGCCUUCCUGGUUUGAAUCGCUGGGCCACAACGUGCCUGAAGGUGUCAACCCCGCUGACUACUACAUCACAAUCGCAGAGAACUAUGAGAAGACCAACGCCGCUGAACAGCGUGUUCGCGGACUUCUCUCUUCGUGGCGCCAGAACGGCGACUCACUCACAGCAGAGCGGGCUGCAAAGGAACUCGCAACGACCAGCCAGAGACCAACCGAGAUGGAUCGCAAGCCCUCCCGCAUCGUUCCAAAGAGUAGCGACGCGACUGAACUCGCCGGAACGUGGCCCAACUCGUGGCUCCACGAGCUCUCCGUUCUCACCCAUCGCUGCGCGAUGCUCAUCUUCAAGGACCCGACCAUUGUCUUUGCCUCGUUAGGCCAGAACAUCAUUCUGUUGAUCAUCAUCGGCUUCGCGUUCUUCCGUCUGCCUUUGGACCAGGGCGGCGUGCUUGCUCGUGUCGGCGCGCUCUUCAUCAUCCCGGUCAACGCUUCCUUUGCCGUGCUCUUUCCGAUUCUCGCCAUCUUCCCUCUGCAGCGCGACAUCAUGCUGCGAGAGCGGUCCGCGGGGACGUACCGAAUCUCGUCUUUCUACCUGUCCAAGAUCAUCACCGAGGUGCCGAACCAGCUCUCCCAGCGUCUCCUCUUCUACGUCGUCAUUUAUUGGAUGGUCGGUCUGCGCCAGUCGGCGGGCAAAUUCUUCAUCUGGAUCGCGAUCAACCUGCUGCAGGUCAGCACGGCAAUCGGAUUGGGACUCGUCAUUGGCUGCGGCGCAAAGAGCAUCGAGCUCGCCAACAUCUUUGCGCCCGUGAUCAACGUCAUCUUCUUGCUCUUCGGCGGCAAUCUUCUCCCUCUUUCCUCCAUCCCCCCGUGGCUGAUUUAUUUGCACUGGAUGUCGCCCAUCACGUACACCUACUCAGCGCUGGCGCAAAACGAGUUCCGAGGGCUGCAGUUCACGUGCACGGCCGACAGCCAACAGUGCUACAGGAGGGGCGAGGACGUGCUCAACCAGUACGAUUUGGGCCGUUUCACGAUUGCAGAGAAUGCAGGAUUCUUGGGCGCCAUCACCGUCGUCUUCUUGGCCCUCGGAUACGUGUUCCUGCGAUGGUUUGGUAAACCAUCGUUCAGGUAUGUUCAGCCAAAGAAGGCCUUGUCGGCACAGUAA
Molecule: messenger RNA, 2232 nt
Organism: Kalmanozyma brasiliensis GHG001
Lineage: Eukaryota; Fungi; Basidiomycota; Ustilaginomycetes; Ustilaginales
Product: ABC-2 type transporter
Exons: 1
Coding region: 1-2232 (743 amino acids)
Cellular component (GO): membrane
Molecular function (GO): ABC-type transporter activity; ATP hydrolysis activity; ATP binding
Source: RefSeq, a predicted model, not a curated record